AUGUCGCCGGGGCUCCAAUGGAUACAGGCCUCCACCUGCAGCAUCAGGCCUCUGGGCCAUUGCCCGAGCAACGUUUUCCGCUGCUUCAGAUUGCCUAUAUAUCGAAGGGGCGUUGCGUGGCGAUUGCCUGCCCGGCAGGAGGGCCUGCAGCCCAGCGUGGUUUGGCCCGAGAUCCCCCUGUCUCGCCUAGACGACGAUGGCGCGGGCGGGGACGGCGAUGAGAGCGAGUUCGAGCGCCGUACAGCCCUCGGGAUAUACCAGACCCAGGAGGAGAUCGACGAGGACGAGCCGGAGCGCCAGCGCUGGCACAGGCAGCUGGCCAUCCUGGCCAGGAGCGGGAAGUACAACAAGGCUGCCGAGGUGCUGGACGAGAUGCUGCGCAACGGUUUGACCCCGGGCCCCCGGGCCUGCCACGCCCUCCUCGUCGCCCACGCCAGCGCGGGGGACGCCCAGGGUGCCUGCUUGGCGCUGGAGCUGAUGCAGCUGGCAGGCCUAACGCCCCUGCCCGAGAGCCUCUGCCUUGUCAUUCAGCUCUGCGUCGUGGAGGGGGAGCUGGGCCUCGCCGCAGAGGUCUUUGACCUGCCUGCCUCACAGACGUCGCCCAAGCCGUGGGUAACCUACUGCACCGCCCUGUUUGGCAGCGACGCCGCAGAUCUGGGCUACAGCAUGCUGCUGCAGGGUGAAGCGAGGGGGAACCUGCCGCCGGCGGAGCUCUCUGAACAGGCACUCCUGUACCUUUUGGACAAUGCCAGGACGAGGGAUGCGGCAGCCCGCCUUCUCCAGGCCCAGGAGAAUGGCGUCGUAGUGUCUUCCAUGGUGGAAAACAUGGUGACCGCCGCGCAGACUGACGAGGGCACAUAUGAGCUGCUACAGCGACUGCCCCCUAAUGCGGCUGAGCGUCAGCAUGUGGGCUUCUACUGCACGAUAUUGCAGGAAUUCCUUGAGAGGAGAGAGCACCACACGGUCGAGCACCUCCAGUCUGUGUUUAGCCGGGUGGUGUCGGAGCUGACCUUUGCUGGCGUGCAGCCGAACAAGAAGUUAAUCUCAUACCUGGUUGCGGGCCACCUGCACUUCAAGGACUGCCGGGCGGCCUGGAAGGAGUUUGAGAAGCUGGUCCUGUUCAGGAAACCGUAUCUGAAGCAUCUGGAUGACGAACAGAUAUCGGAGCUGCUCAACAUGCUCAGCGCGUCCGUCAAGUCCCAAGAGAUGCUGUUUGUGAUGACACUCAUGCUCGAUGAGGGCCGAGUCCUGACGGGCGCAGACUUUGGAAAGGACAAUCAGGGUCGCAGCGUCUGCACGAGCUGGCUGCAGCAGCGCAUCCAGAAUCUGAAGACCUUUGGCGUGGAGUCUGAGGCGGCGGGCAAGGAGUGGCUGAUCGGGGACGGGGUGAUCAUCGACGUUGCCAACGACAGUGUCGUGGACAAGGAGGGCAAUAUGAUUGACAUUGCUGCCAUGAACGUGCGGGAGCUGAAAGCCGAGCUGCUGCAGCGGAAGCUGCAGGUGUCCGGCAGCAAGACGGUGCUGGUGAAGCGGCUGGAAAAGGCGAGGCGGGGCGGCUUUGACGGCGCCCAGAAGGCCCCGGCCGCAGAGCCCGAAAAGAUCCUCAUCCUGGAAGGCCAGGAGUUCUGGCGCAACGGUAAGCUGGUGGAAGUCACGGUGCGUCAGGCCGAGGCGGACGACGCCGACGCCGACGAGGAGGACGACGACUUCCUGCCCGACGCCACCGAGCGAGAUAUCGACGACACCUCAGCGGUGGAGUCCCCCAUGCUGGUGGAGGGGACGGAGGAGGACCUGGCGUACGAGGAGACGCUGCAGGAGUACAUCCAGCACUCCGGCGGGCGCUCCGCAAACCUGCAGCCCUCCCACCGGCUAAGCGCGCUCGGCAAGGACGUGAUGCGGGCCAUCAUGAUGCACCGCCUGGCGCCGCAGCUGUCCGCCGCCAACUUCAGCGACGACGCGGCCUACCUCCACGCCGUCAUCGAGGGCGUGCCGCUGCCCAAGGAGCGGGAGGAGCUGCGCCAGGCGCUGGCCACCUGCCUGGGCAUGGCCGCGUUCCAGCCCCCCAGCGAGGAGGAUGUGCUGCCAUGA
Auxenochlorella protothecoides is the source of this 2088-nucleotide messenger RNA. RefSeq lists its product as hypothetical. Gene Ontology annotation, molecular function: protein binding. The transcript has 11 exons. NCBI's taxonomy places the organism in Eukaryota, Viridiplantae, Chlorophyta, Trebouxiophyceae, Chlorellales, Chlorellaceae. The coding region runs from base 1 to 2088 and encodes 695 amino acids. The record is from RefSeq and is a predicted model, not a curated record.